GGCGGGGCCUCAGGCGCAAAAACCCUAGCACCUUAGGGGUUUGUCUUCGGAGAGGAGUGACCGGAGUGGCGGCGGCGGUUGCGGAGUCUUCUCCCUGAGAGGGUCUUCGUGAGAGGAUCGACAUGUCGUCCGUGAUCAGAAAGGUGAUCAGCACCACCAAAGCCCCGGCGGCCAUCGGUGCCUACAGCCAAGCUGUGCUAGUGGACAGGACCGUUUACGUUUCCGGACAGGUUGGCUUGGAUCCCUCCAGUGGACAGCUUGUGCCAGGAGGAGUCGUAGAAGAAGCUAAACAGGCUCUUACAAACCUGGGUGAAAUUCUGAAAGCUGCAGGCUGCGACUUCACUAAUGUGGUGAAGACAACGGUUUUGCUGGCUGACAUAAAUGACUUUGGCACUGUCAAUGAGAUCUACAAAAUGUAUUUCAAGAGUAACCUCCCUGCCAGGGCCGCUUACCAGGUCGCCGCUCUGCCCAGAGGAAGUCGAAUUGAAAUCGAAGCAAUCGCUGUACUGGGGCCCUUCACCACCGCGGGACUAUAAGUGGCCAUGCUGACGUCGAUUCUGGGGUUUUUUGGUUUUGGGAUGUCUUUCACACCUUAAUUUUUACAAAUGAUGCUGGGAAGUGUAAGCGUGACCAAGUGGCUGAGUUUAUCGUGGGAAUGACCUUACGUAGGGAGACUUGACAUGAGCGGGAUGUGACUGGGUACCCUGGUGGAUGCUGUGACUGUAUUCACAUACACUCACGUCUCUGAGUCAGGGAAGGCUCAGCCGACCGCUCAGAUGAGCAGCAGGAGAGGGAAAGAUGAGCUGUUGUUAACGACAAACAGCAAAGAGCACACCUAAUUACUUAAAUUAUGCUAAUCUGUUCAUGUGAAGUAUCUAUUUCUCGUGUUAGAUACAGGAAACCAAAUCUAACUUGAAUAGUACGGGAGAAUAAAGUGAACCACAAUCUUAUACAGAUAAUAUUUUUCUAAUGGAAAUAAAAAUAGAUGUGUAACUUUC
Messenger RNA from Mesocricetus auratus (golden hamster), 998 nucleotides. It is a transcript of the gene Rida, whose product is annotated as reactive intermediate imine deaminase A homolog. Gene Ontology annotation, cellular component: cytosol. The transcript has 6 exons. The record is from RefSeq and is a predicted model, not a curated record. Gene Ontology annotation, molecular function: deaminase activity. Bases 123 to 536 code for a protein of 137 amino acids. NCBI's taxonomy places the organism in Eukaryota, Metazoa, Chordata, Mammalia, Rodentia, Cricetidae.